AUGGACUUUGAUACCAAGGCUGCCCACAGAAAAAGUAGGGCCCCUUGGCAGUCCAAUGCGGUGAAGUCCAACCCGUAUGCCAACGCAAACACCUUGCCCAAUGAGGGGAUUUCCAAUGUAAAUCCGUAUAGCACCUAUGGUAACAAUAGCGCCAGCAACAACGUUGUUAACAAUUCGAAUACAAAUAUUAGUUCCAAUACUUUACAAAUACCUAAGAAUCAGCGUGGUGUUAAUGGGGGUGCUGUGGGCGGAGGACCUUCGAAUGCGGUAGCCGGUACCGGCGCUUCUCGUAAAGUUAAUCGUCGUCUUAGUAUCCAUGCUUCAGCUGCUGCUGCAGGUCAUGGAAGACCUACCGCGGGAGGGGUGGCUACGUCACAACUUUAUAGAACCACUACCAAUCAAUCAGUCACUCUGGUAAUGUCUAGGGUUGAUGAUGGCGGUGGAGCAUUUAACCCCAAUGCAAAAGUAUUGGGUGAUCUUUCAGGGGGAACUGCAGCAGAAAUUGAUGACUAUUAUAAAGUUCUCACCAAACAACAAACCAUAGUAAAUAGAGAUAUCAAAGAUAAUAUUAAUGAGAAUCAAAAGAAUAUUUUGGAACUCACUAAUGACUUGAAGGAGACUCAAGAGGAAUUGUUACAAUUGCGAGUGACUACUCGAGAAUUGUAUGAAAUUUUGGAUGAUUUUAAAGACGCUGCUCAACGUAGAAUUGAGCUUGAGAAUGAAAAUGCUAGCAUUCACAAUGCUCUGGGAAGUAUGGCUGGUACAUCUAUGAGAACACCCUCCCAGAGUCUCCGAAAUGGGGGGAAAAGACUGGUGGUUAAGAAAAAGGAUCGUUCCUCAAUCAUUUAUCUUGAAAAAAUGUGGAAUGAUCAACUUCAAUCACUUUUCAAACAUGUAGAAGGGGCAUCUAAAUUUAUACAGCCAAUCCCUGGUCGCCAUAUAUUGGCAGAAAGUGGCCGUUGGUCUGAAGUUAAUGUUGGGAAUUGGAAAAUUGUAAAACCUGCUCAUCUUUUCAUUUUGAAUGAUGUUGUAUUGGUUGCUACCAAAAAGUAUUCUUCUGGUACAAGUACUGGAAGUCUGGAGGCUACUGCCACUACCCCUACAUCGUCCACGACUCCUAUGUUACUGGCGCCAGCCAACUCCAAGUCAAAACUUCAAGCUGUGUUUUGCUGGCCCUUGCAUGAAGUUAAAUUCCUGGAAGUGUCUACUCCAUCAAUAAAUCGUGGACGUGACAAUAGAGAUGAAAAUAAGACAUAUCUGGUUAAUUUGAAAUCGAAUUCAAUGAGUUAUGUAUAUCAAACUGAUCGUUAUGAUCAUUUCUUGAAGAUCCUGGAAGCGUUCAAAAAGGGUCAACAUGAACUUUCACAAAGAGAUCGUGCUUUUGAAAUCGCUCAUGGUUCUGAAGGUACCUCACGCGAUUCUGAAGAUAAAAAGCUGUUACGUGAAUCAUUAAGAAAUUCUGGUAUUGCCGAAAAUAGCGACGAUAAACGCAAGAGUAUAUCAGGUAAGAGAAAUAGUGCUGAGGGGUUAUUACAAGAUAUAUCUGCCAAGGUACACUCAAGAAACAGAUCUCAUGACUUCAAGAAUGGCUCACCAAAGUUAGGUGGAUCAAAUAGUGGAGGAACAGGACAAUUUUUCAAUGAUUUGAAAAGAAUUGAAGAUCGUAUUGAUGAAGUUGAUGUUGAGAUAGCACACAAUAAAUACGCUGAAUCUGCUGGAUUGAUCCGAUACAUUGAGAAUAAGAUUUCGAGUAUUGAAUCAUCUCUUGAUAUUGGAAUUAGUAAACAAUCUGAUUCUGGUAACAAUAGUUUAGAAGAUGAAGUAAGACUUCUUAUUGAAGUGAUCAAUUUGAAAAUCAAUACUAGAAAGACAAAAAUUCAAAAGAGUUUGACAUUUGAACUUCAAAAUAAUGUUUCGGCCCUUUCUGGUGAAGAAAUCUCGGGGAUCAUGGAAUUUUUCAAUAAUUUGGAACAACUUGAUCAUGGAGUGGCGGCGUAUUUACAUGCUAUGUCUGGUCACCUUAAUGCUACUGCGUCACGUUUGGUGGUGGGGGUCCAAGGCUCAACUAAAAUCGAUGUGGUCAAUUACCUUGGGAAUUUGGUUAUCAUAUAUGUUUCCAUUGUCAGAAGAACUAUUUCCACUUAUAAAGACUAUAUCAGCCCCAUAUUAGCGAAAGAUCCCAACAGCGUCUGUGAUUCGAGUGGAUUAAUAAACUGGUGUAACGAUGAAAUGUCACGUUUAGUGAUUGGAAUCAAAAAGCAUUUAUAUGGAACACUUGUAUCAAUUGCAGCAAGGGAUCCAAUAACUGAAGAACCUGUUUACCAAGUGAAGGAUGUGAAGCUCUUCAAUGAAUUCAUUGGCAUUAUCAAACCACAAUUGGAUGAAUUGAAGAAUGUUGGAGUAAACUUUGACUUUUUAUUCCAGGAUAUCUUUUUCCUCAAGUACUCAUAA
Molecule: messenger RNA, 2451 nt
Organism: [Candida] anglica
Lineage: Eukaryota; Fungi; Ascomycota; Pichiomycetes; Serinales; Debaryomycetaceae
Source: the annotation of a GenBank genome assembly